AUGUCACUUACACGCUCUGCAUAUCGCGUUGCUCUUACGUUCAAUUGGUUCGGACGCAAGAGUUUCCUUUGUGAACCUAUGUCUUCAGAGUCAACGCGUCUAUUGGGUACGAAACAUGUCGGGUUUUUGGGUUCCGGACAAAUGGCUCAGGCAUUGGCAAAGGGUUUUCUAUCAGCUGGUAUACUGAAAGGUGAACAAGUUACGAUGGCUGACGUAUUUUCGACAUCUUCAGCGGACGCACAUCUGUUUGAACCAAUCAAGCAAUUACAAGACGCAUAUGGAGUCGAGUACGUACAAAUGAACGAUGUGAUGGCAAAGAAAAGCGAUAUCAUCUUUAUCUGCGUAAAACCGCAUAUCGUUCGUCCAACUCUGAAGGGAAUUUCUCACGUUUUUGAUGGUAAAUUAGUCAUAUCCGUGGCAGCGGGUGUCACUCUGGAACAGUUGAGUCAGGUUGUUUCGCAAUCGACUCGUCUGAUUCGAAUUAUGCCAAAUACCCCUUGUUUGGUUGGAGCAGGCACGGCGUUCUUUGCCGUUGGACCCAGCGCGUCCGCUGAGGAUGUUCUGCUUACGAAAAUGUUGUGCUCUAGUAUUUUCAACGUGUUUGAAGAGGUCCCGGAAACCAUGUUUGAUGCUGCGACUGGAAUUUCUGGAUGUGGACCAGCCUAUAUGUACCUCAUUGUAGAAGCUUUAACCGACGGUGGUGUAAGAAUUGGACUACCCCGACAGCUUGCUCACAAAUUGGCAGUCAGCACAAUGCUCGGAUCUGCCAUCAUGAUGGAAAAGACAGGAGAGAAUCCGGCAAAACUGAGGGGAGAUGUGUGCUCUCCCGGUGGAGCCACCAUAGCUGCCAUCCAUACACUUGAAGAGGGUGGACUACGUGCAACGAUAAUGAAUGCUGUUAAGGCAGCCGCUGUGCGUUCCGGAGAGCUUAGUAAGUAACCGACCCCUUGGCACGGUACGCAAGUUCCACAUAAUCAAUGCCCAAACCUUG
Messenger RNA from Opisthorchis viverrini, 991 nucleotides. RefSeq lists its product as hypothetical. Gene Ontology annotation, molecular function: pyrroline-5-carboxylate reductase activity. The coding region runs from base 1 to 939 and encodes 312 amino acids. Gene Ontology annotation, biological process: L-proline biosynthetic process. NCBI's taxonomy places the organism in Eukaryota, Metazoa, Platyhelminthes, Trematoda, Opisthorchiida, Opisthorchiidae. The record is from RefSeq and is a predicted model, not a curated record. The transcript is spliced from 8 exons.